AUGGAUGGUAAGUUGAUUUACUUUUAGUUAAAGUAGCAAUGGGGAUUUUUUCGAGGUCCUCAUGCAGAAAAAGGAGUUCCCUCAAUCUUUACAAGGAAUUUAUGGUAUCAUUUCACUGUCCUACAAAGUGGAGCCAAACAGCGUAGUUAAAAUAGUUUGUUUACACUGAUUUAAAGUGACUUAAAAACUUUUUCAUGUGAUUAUUUUCAAAUGAAACUCACACUGUUUUCUGUCUGAAUAGAGCAUUGAUUGAUUGUGUUGCAAGUUAAACAUCAACUGAAUAAGACAAAGGUUUUUGUUUUAGAGAGAUUUGGGGACUCGGUUUGUUAAAAAGAAAAAGUGUCUUAAUUUAAAUAUAAAAUCUUGAUAACCUGGGAAACUUCUGUCAUACUUUACUUGCAGUAAGGUUGUGCAGCUUUGACAGGUUUUCUUGUGGCGCCAUCUGCUGGACAAACUGUUACCUUGUUUCACAAUUUGAUAAGAAGGAAAAUAUUCACAAAUUUUAAAGAUUGCCAUCAAUCUUGAGUUUAUUCAAGAAUAUUAGAUAAACUUUCAAAAAUGUGAAAUUAAAUUAAAAAUAAGCGAUUUUGGGGUCUCUCAAAUCCAGGGCUUGAUACUAACUUUUUUCACAAGUAGCACAUGUGCAGUUGAAAAAGUAAGGAGCACACAAAGAACUUCAGGGGCACAAUGAAAAUUAAUCAAAUAAUGUUUGUCUUAUUGGCCGACCUUAGUACUGUUAUUUGAAAUCAAUUUUUAGGUCAAUUGGUCACAUGACAUGGUAGAUCUGCAGUGAAUGUCCGUCAGAUAUCCAACCUAAAACUAACUUCACCACGGUAUUUACAUGAAAAAACAUUUGUUGCCUUGGCUGAUUUUUUUACGCGCACAUGUGCCUCUAAACACAUUUUACAAUUCCCACACAUCUAUUUUUAGUCGCAAAUGUGAGUGAAACGGUGGCACUGUCAAGCCCUGAAAUAAGUUAAGUUUCGGGGAAAUGAGACCCUAUUCACUGUGUACAGUUAACACGGAGUCCUUUUUCUCUCACAGAGCUGACUUCAACGAGGAUUAUUCUGCUUGGAAAAUCUGGAGCAGGGAAAAGCAGCCUGGCUAACACCAUUUUGGGCGAGGAUGCGUUCAAGAUAAACCCCUUCCCCAUAUCUGACAGAAGUCGCUCUUGUGCAGAAACCAGAUUUGUCCAUGGACAGAGAAUCACUGUGAUCGACACUCCUGGUUUCUUCGAUACAGGAAGGUCUGAGGAGGAGAUGAAGCCCGAGAUAGUGAGGUGUAUCACAGAGUGCGCUCCUGGGCCCCAUACUUUUCUCAUUGUCCUCAAAGUGGAGAAAUUCACCGAGCAGGAGCGGGCUGUCAUCGCUAAAAUACGCCAAAGUUUCUCUGAAGAUGCUCUGAAAUACUCUGUGAUUGUCUUCACUCAUGGUGAUCAGCUCCCAGACGAGAUGACAAUAAAAGAAUUUGUCCAGCAGAAUAAAAAUCUGCGUGAGCUGGUGCAGAAGUGUGGAGGCCGUUGCCACGUUGUUGACAACAAAUACUGGAAAGCAGGUGAAGAAAACAACUACAGAAGCAACAAACGCCAGGUGGCAGAGCUGCUCGACACCAUACACAGGAUGGUUGAGGCGAACAAAGGAAGCUACUACACCAAUGACAUGCUACAAGAAGUGAGGAGAGAAAUGAAGAGGGAGGAGGAGCGAAUUCGAGGGACAUCAGGAAAUAUGUCACAGGAUGAGGUUACAAACGAGGCUAAAACCAGUACCUUCCAAUGGUUAAUGAUCACGUCUGCAGGUGUUGUAACAGGAGCGUUGCUAGAAGUUCUGCUAGGAGUGGCUUUUACACUGGUAUCGACAGAGGGGGGGAAGGCAGGUCUCGCUUCAGCAGCUCCACGCUGGGUACUCGCAGGUGGUGUGAGGGGAUACAACGCAGCUGAAGGGGCAAAAAGUCCAACGGAGGCUGUGCAAAAGACAGUGGAGGAAGUGAAGAAGCAAUUUAUGGUUGCAGCAGAUCAAAAGAAAAAAGGACAAACUCGAAAUGAUGACGGUGAAGAGGGAGGUGGUGGUUCUUAA
Messenger RNA from Xyrichtys novacula (pearly razorfish), 2072 nucleotides. Lineage: Eukaryota; Metazoa; Chordata; Actinopteri; Labriformes; Labridae. The record is from the annotation of a GenBank genome assembly.